Messenger RNA from Sphaeroforma arctica JP610, 351 nucleotides. RefSeq lists its product as hypothetical. The transcript has 3 exons. The record is from RefSeq and is a predicted model, not a curated record. NCBI's taxonomy places the organism in Eukaryota, Ichthyosporea, Ichthyophonida. Bases 1 to 351 code for a protein of 116 amino acids.
AUGACGAAAGAAGAUAAUAAGGCAGCGAAUGUAGCUAAGGCUACAAACGUGAAAGGGUUUACUGUAGGCGAAGAAAAGCAGAAAAGACACCCGGCACCAUCAGCGGAAGCUAAAGCAACUGAGAUCACGCCGGUACAACCGGUACCAACUCUGACUAAACGGAAACGCCUUCAACCGCCCUGGGCUCCGGGACCGGGGGCCGGGGCUGGGAAUCGACUGGGAGUCUGGGAGUCUGUACUCUCUAAAGAGAGACUCUCUAGAGACUCUAGACCCGGUCCCUCCUGUGACCCCUCUCUCUCGCUAGAGAGAGGGCAGACCUCAUUACGUUUCCCGUUUAAACGCAAAGAAUAA